AUGCAAGGCCCAAAAAUAGCUGACCCUAGGAUCGGAAAUUUAGUUUUAUACUGCAAGAACGAACUAAAGAAAAAUCGGGAACUGACUAGGCAUUUGAAGCAUGAACAAGAGAAAAAUCAGGAACUGGCUUUGCAGUUGAAGCAUGAACAAGAGAAAAAUCAGGAACUGGCUUUGCAGUUGAAGCAUGAACAAGAGAAAAAUCAGGAACUGGCUUUGCAGUUGAAGCAUGAACAAGAGAAAAAUAAGGAAAACUUUGAAAAAAUCAGAAUAAUCGAAAAAGAAGUGGCCGAUGUGGAGAAAUCAGUACGGGAAUUGGUCGCUUUAUGUAUCCCCGAAGACGGGCCAAACAUAAAAGUCGCCAUUGAUACUUUUAAAGGCCAGUCAAUCUUGCACACCAAAACAGCAUCUAAAAAAUCCUCUAUAGGGGCCUGUGCGGAACCUCGCAUGGUUUAG
Talaromyces stipitatus ATCC 10500 is the source of this 453-nucleotide messenger RNA. RefSeq lists its product as uncharacterized. Lineage: Eukaryota; Fungi; Ascomycota; Eurotiomycetes; Eurotiales; Trichocomaceae. The transcript is spliced from 2 exons. The coding region runs from base 1 to 453 and encodes 150 amino acids. The record is from RefSeq and is a predicted model, not a curated record.